Esox lucius (northern pike) is the source of this 4902-nucleotide messenger RNA. Its product is annotated as NACHT, LRR and PYD domains-containing protein 3-like. The transcript has 13 exons. Bases 84 to 3821 code for a protein of 1245 amino acids. Gene Ontology annotation, molecular function: protein binding. The record is from RefSeq and is a predicted model, not a curated record. Gene Ontology annotation, biological process: inflammatory response; innate immune response; regulation of apoptotic process. Lineage: Eukaryota; Metazoa; Chordata; Actinopteri; Esociformes; Esocidae.
UUGUUUCGUUUUUAUUUCUGAGUGCGGAAACGGCGCUAAUAAUAGAGCAUAUGUUCUGGCCAAGACUCUGUAGAGACUAAGAAAUGGAAAAGACUGCGUCUAAAAUGAGGAGAGAAGAGAACAAUCCUACUGUCUGUGAAGGGGACAUUGAAGGGAGUGGAACAACUCUUGACCAAAGACCCUCCCUCUUUGAUGUUUCCAAGGACACUGAGAAGAUAUCAGAGGAAAUGGGUGCUGCCUUUGUGGAUGGAAACAGAAAAGCUCUCAUCCAGAGGGUUACCAUGGUGAUGCCCAUUGCAGAUGAUCUACUCCAGAAGGAAAUGAUCCAUAAUGAGAUGUACUCUAACAUUGAAGCUGCCAAAACCAGCCAGAACCAGAUGAGGAAGCUGUACGAAGCCUUAACCUCUGGGGGAGUCAAAUCAGCCUUCUACAGGAUCCUCCUGGAGGUAGAACCUUAUUUGGUCCAGGAUCUGGGUGGAUCUUUGAACACUGGACAGAUAAAAGUGGAUGACAUCACAGAGAGAGUUAAAGAAAACCAUAAAGCCAGGCUGAAGGAUACGUUUACAUUUCUGUGUGAAGGAACAGCAGAGGAAGAGUCUCGACUCGAUACCAUUUACACCCAGCUCUACAUCACCCAGGGAGAGAGUGAAGGGGUUAAUACAGAACAUGAGGUUAGACAGAUUGAAUACACAUCCGGUAGAAGAAACAUAUCUGACACUCCAAUCAACUGCAACGACAUUUUCAAACCCUCACCUGGAAAGAAGAGUGAAGAGGAGAGACCCAUAAGAACUGUUAUGACAAAGGGCAUCGCUGGAAUCGGAAAAACUGUCUCAGUGCAGAAGUUCAUCCUGGACUGGGCAGAGGGAAGAGCCAACCAGGAUGUGGAUUUCAUCUUUGUGUUUCCUUUCCGAGAUCUGAAUUUGAUUCAAGAUGAUCAGUACAGUCUUCAAGGGAUUUUGAGUUAUUUUCACCCCGAACUUGAAGAGAUAAAAUAUGCACACAGAUAUGCUGACUGUAAAGUCAUGUUCAUCUUUGAUGGCCUGGAUGAAAGCAGAUUACCAUUAGCUUUUAAUAAGAAUAAGAAACUGAGUCAUCUAAAUGAGACAUCUUCAGUUGACAGGUUGAUGACAAACCUCAUUGAUGGAAAUCUACUCCCCAAAGCCCUCAUCUGGAUAACCUCCAGACCAGCAGCAGCCAAUCAGAUCCCUCGUAAGUACAUCAGCAAGGUGACAGAAGUACAAGGGUUCAGUGACAAACAGAAAGAACAAUACUUUGAGAAGAAUGUCCAGGAUGAGAACCUGGCCAGGAGAAUCAUCUCACAAAUUAAAACAUCAAGAAGCCUCCACAUCAUGUGUCACAUACCAGUCUUCUGUUGGAUUACUGCCAGGGUUCUUCAGCACAUGAUGACUGAAGGAAAGAGUGGAGACAUCACAUCUCUGACUGAGAUGUACACUCACCUCACACUCAUUCAGACAAAUCUGAAAAGCAUGAAGUACGAUGGCACAACUGAGGAUGAUUUGGACACAAUCACAGAAAGAAACAAAGAAAUAAUUCUCAAACUGUCACAACUGGCAUUUAAACAGCUGGUGAUGGGAAACAUCAUAUUCUAUAAGAAAGACCUGGAAGAGUGUGGGAUUGAUGUCAGUGAAGCUUCAGUGAACUCUGGAUUUUGCACAGAAAUUAUUAAAAAAGAGCAGGUGGUACAUAAGAGAAAAGUGUAUUGCUUUGUUCACCUGAGCUUCCAGGAAUUCCUUGCUGCUCUGUACAUUUUUCAGUGCUAUGUGAGUAACAAUUUGACGGCUCUGGAGUCUUUCAUUGAAGAUGUGUCUUCUGAGCUGCCCUUUCAUGAGCUUCUGAGGAUGGUAGUGAAUAAAGCUUUGGAAAGUGAGAAUGGACACCUGGACCUGUUCCUCCGCUUCCUUGUUGGCAUCACACUGGAGUCCAACCAGAGACUGUUACAAGGCCUACUGCCACAGACAGAAAUCAGCUCAGAGACUGUUGAUGAAAUAAAGAAAUACCUCAGGAAGCCAAACGUAGAGCAAGUUUCACCUGACAGGUUCAUCAAUCUACUCAUCUGCUUGACUGAAAUGAAAGAUGAUUCAGUACAUGAGGACAUUGACAAGUUCCUGAAGUCUACAAAUCAAAGAGGACAACUGACAGGUACACACUUCUCAGCACUGGCCAACGCACUGCUGAUGUCAAAGGGUGUGCUGGAUGAGAUUGAUCUGAGAACAUACAACUAUUCACCUGGGUGCACGAGACUGGUCCCAGCUGUCAGGAAAUGUAGAAAGGCAAUACUGAUUGGCUAUCGACUAUCCAAGGAGGACUAUGAGUCACUGGCUUCCAUCCUCCAAUCAGAGGAUUCACCGAUGAGAGAACUGGACCUGGAGGACAUAGGCGAUCCUGAUCCUGAUGAGGACGGAGAUGAAGAAGAGGCCCGUCUGACUGUACUCCUCGAUGCUUUGAAACAUCAAGACUGUAAACUGGAGACACUGAGACUUGGUCACUUUAAACUCUUUAACGAGGACUGUGGAUCACUGGCCUCAGCUCUCCAAUCAGCAGACUCACCUCUGAGAGAACUGGACCUGAGGAACAGUGAGCUGUCUGAUGACGGGAGUAAAGUUUUUACUGCACUGAAGCAUCCGCUCUGUAAACUACAGACAUUGAGACUUGGUGACUUUAAAGUCUCUGAAGAGGACUUCGGAUCACUGGCCUCUGCUCUCCAAUCACCAGACUCUCCUGUGAGAGAACUGGUCCUGAGGAAUUGUAAGCUGUUUGAAGAUGGGGGAAAACUCUUUCAUUCUCUCAAACAUCUACACUGUAAUCUACAGACACUGAGGCUGAAUAGGUGUUAUCUGACAGAGAUAUGUUGUGAAGCGUUGGCCUCAGCUCUUAGUUCAAACACCUCUCAUCUGAAAGAGUUGGACCUGAGUCACAAUGACCUGCUGGAUUCUGGAGUGAAGCUGCUCUCUGUGGGACUGGGGCAUCAGAAGUGUAAAGUAGAACGACUGAGGCUGUCAUUCUGUAGAGUCACAGAGGAAGGCUGUGCUUCUCUGGCUUCAGCUCUGAGGUCAAAUCCCUCCCACCUGAGAGAACUGGACCUGAGCUUCAAUCACCCAGGAGACUCUGGAGUGAAGCUGCUCUCUGAACGACUGGAAGAUCCUGACUGUAGACUGGAGAAACUCAAUGUGGACCAUAAUGAAGAGUUCUGGGUGAACCCACAGCUGAUGAAGAAGUAUUACUUUCAUCUCACUCUGGACCCAAACACAGCGGGUAGAAACCUCUCUUUGUCUGAGGGGAACAGGGGGUUUAAGUUUGUGGAAGAGGAGCAGCCGUAUCCUGAUCACCCAGACAGAUUUGAAUACAGGGGCCAUGUGCUGUGUAGAGAGGGUCUGACUGGACGCUCCUAUUGGGAGAUGGAGAUGAAGGGGUGGCCUGAAAUAGCAGUGACAUAUAAAGACAUCAGCAGAAAGGGAGCCAGUCCAGCCACUGAGUUUGGAUUCAGUGACAAGUCCUGGAGUCUGAUGUGCAGGGAAGACUUUUAUUCCACCUCCCACAAUAGUCAGUGGACUUAUAUACCUGAUUUCCACUUCCUCCCCCCUCCUCAACCCCAGAGAGACCUGACCUCCUCACCUCCUCCCUCCUCACCUCCUCCCUCCAGGGUGGGAGUGUUUCUGGACUGGCCGGCCGGCACCCUGUCCUUCUACUAUGUAAACUCAGACACAAUGACCCACCUGUACACAUUCCACACCACAUUCACUGAGCCCCUCUACCCAGGGUUUUCGGUGGGUGUGGGUGAUUCCGUGACCCUGUGUCCUUGAGGAAUCUGUGUCUCCAUGAUAACAGUAAAACUCUCCUAACCAACCAUGUGACAUGCAAGAGGUUUCUCUUUCCCUGUCUCUCCUCUCUCUACAUGUUAAUGGACUUGUUAAUGAUACAAAGGGCUUUCCUGGCUUGGGAAACAUUUGUUUGCAUCGCCAAAUGAGUGUUUCACGGUCCGUCUUCUUUCUAGAGUGUUUCACGGUCCGUCUUCUUUCUAGAGUGUUUCACGGUCCGUCUUCUGUCUAGAGUGUUUCACGGUCCAUCUUCUUCCUAGAGUGUUUCACGGUCCGUCUUCUUUCUAGAGUGUUUCACGGUCCGUCUUCUUUCUAGAGUGUUUCACGGUCCGUCUUCUUUCUAGAGUGUUUCACGGUCCGUCUUCUUUCUAGAGUGUUUUACGGUCCGUCUUCUGUCUAGAGUGUUUCACGGUCCAUCUUCUUCCUAGAGUGUUUCACGGUCCGUCUUCUUUCUAGAGUGUUUCACGGUCCGUCUUCUUUCUAGAGUGUUUCACGGUCCGUCUUCUGUCUAGAGUGUUUCACGGUCCGUCUUCUUUCUAGAGUGUUUCACGGUCCGUCUUCUUUCUAGAGUGUUUCACGGUCCGUCUUCUGUCUAGUGUGAGUCAGUGUUUCACAGUCGGUCAGCUGUGCACGGGAGAGAAUGGCUCUGAUGCCUCUGGAUUGUCCCUGCACCGGCGGCCAUUUUCUUUUGGGAGUGUUGGUGUGAUGGUAAUGCAUGGGAGGGAGACGGGGGUCAGGGGUCAUCAUGGGCACUCUGACUGGUCUGCGGCUACGCAGCAGGAAUGUGUCACAACACACAGUGCAGUGUUUGUCUUUCCAUCUCCAUGGAUGUGAAAAACAUAUUGAUGUUUGCACUUUCGAUGGCCUCAGGAUAUAUUUGAUAACACAGUUGUAAUUUGAUCUCCACAAAGAAUUCCUAAAGUAAACUGUACAGUGAUCUACAGAGAAGGUUUAUACUGGGGUUGAAGAGAAUUGUAGUCAACUUCAUUUUGAAUAUUGUUUUAUUAUUAUAGUUAUUCAUAAACCGUAUAUCAAUCUAAUAAAUAGUAACAGCAGCCUGUGUGUA